UACAGUACACUCGCUCUUGUCACUUAACGGGACCGUCACCACGCGUGACGGCAGAUACCAGAUCUGCUCACGGAAGAAACGCUCCGUCAACCACAUCUCCCUCAUCUCUCUAUCUCUUUCCCUAACGUCUCCGACGCCGUUUAUGGCCUCUUGCGGCGACGACGACGACGACGAUUUCUCACUCCUCCGUGACGACAACCACGACCACCACCUCCACCAACCCUACGCGCCUCAUCACCACAACCACCACUUCACCUCCCAACCGAAACCCGUCAACGUCGACGACGACGCCGCCGCCGAGGAUUACGGAAACCCGUUCGACGACGACGCCGUGAGCGAGAAACGUAAGGACCAUGACGAGAUCGGCGAAGGGACUUCACCGUACGCGUUCAACAAGAGGCCGAGGUCGACGUCCACGUGCGGAUCCGGCGGCGGCGGUGCAGAGUAUCGGAAGGAUCGUGAGGAGUGGAGCGAUACGGCGAUUAUGUGCUUGCUUGAGGCGUACACGGAGAAGUUCACGCAGCUGAAUCGGGGGAACCUGAGAGGGAGGGAUUGGGAGGAGGUUGCGGCGGUGGUGAGUGAACGGUGUGAGAAUCAAUCGAAGAGCGUGGAGCAGUGUAAGAACAAGGUGGAUAAUCUGAAGAAGCGGUAUAAGCUGGAGAGGCAUAGGAUGAACAAUGGUUGCAUCUCCAGUAGUCACUGGCCUUGGUUCAAGCAGAUGGAACACAUCGUUGGAAAUUCUCUUCCGACCAAAUUCUCCGACGAGGACAAAGCACUUGUUCCAGCUUCCAAUUCACCCAGACAAUCAAAGAGAUAUGGAGUAGCAACGCCUAGCAGUGGAGGUCAAGUAAACAGCAUGAAGUCCAAAGCAUUGUCAAACCUUAGAUGGCGGCGGGUAGUGCUCAAAAUUAGUGGAGCAGCUCUUACUGGAUCUGAUACCUGCAAUCUUGACCCUAAGGUGGCCAUGUUAGUUUCAAGUGAAGUUGCAAUAGCUUCCCGCCUUGGCGUCGAGGUGGUGAUUGUUGUUGGAGGUCGUAAUUUCUUCUGUGGAGAUGCUUGGGUGACUGCGACAGGCUUAGAAAGAUGUACUGCAUACCAAGUUGGCAUGAUGGCAACUGUGAUGAAUUCAAUAUUGCUCCAAUCAACUCUAGAGAAGAUGGGUGUUCAGACUCGUGUACAAACUUCAUUAGCCAUGCAGGAGUUUGCUGAACCAUACAAUAGGCAGCGGGCCAUCAGACAUCUUGAGAAAGGAAGAGUUGUUAUAUUUGGCGGUGUUGGUAUAGGUGCUGGCAACCCCCUAUUCUCAACUGACAUUGCUGCAGCUCUUCGUGCUUCAGAGCUUAAUGCUCAGGCUGUCCUCAAAGGUACCAACGUAGAUGGCGUAUAUGACUGCAACUCACGAGACAACAAUUUCACUUUCGAGCAUAUAUCCUUCAGGGAAUUGGCAUCGAGAGGAGUCACCUCUAUGGAUAUGUCAGCACUGACAUUCUGUGAGGAAAAUGCUAUUCCAGUUGUGGUUUUUAAUCUAUUGGCACCUGGGAACAUCUCAAAAGCUUUGUGUGGAGAACAAGUUGGCACACUAAUUGACCAAGCUGGAGCAAUAAGCUAACAUUUGCUUCAACCGAUUUAAUUAUUAUUAGGCGUCACUAAAUUAAGUGGGAUUCUGACCACCAUGGAGAUACUUGGAUAAGGAAAUAUCAAAGCUGCAGAGAUUCAGAGUGUGUGUAGUGGAAAUUGUAUUUUGGAGCCGAAGUCACAAAUUCCCUGUCACCAUGUUUUUUAGGUGGUAGUUGUUGUACCUUUAAUAUAUAUCUGUAAAAAGAAAAAAAAAUGCUUGUGUAUAUUGUUCCCAGAUUAAUUGUAGCAUUAGCAUAGUAAUGUUAAUGUAUUAGUAGUACCUUCCUUUGUUGGGAAUAUAGAGAAGGUGUCAUUCAACACAUUCAACUUUGUCUGUUAUCAAGUGCACUUAUAAUCACUUUGUUUA
Lotus japonicus is the source of this 1984-nucleotide messenger RNA. Its product is annotated as uridylate kinase PUMPKIN, chloroplastic. Gene Ontology annotation, cellular component: cytoplasm. The record is from RefSeq and is a predicted model, not a curated record. The coding region runs from base 143 to 1609 and encodes 488 amino acids. Gene Ontology annotation, biological process: UDP biosynthetic process. Lineage: Eukaryota; Viridiplantae; Streptophyta; Magnoliopsida; Fabales; Fabaceae. The transcript is spliced from 7 exons. Gene Ontology annotation, molecular function: UMP kinase activity.